CCUCUUUUUCCAAGCAGAAGCAGAGAUUUGUGGACAGCGAGCUGGAGUGAAGACAUAGCGGGUUGCUGUGUGACUUUUACAUUUCCCUGAGUGCCUGAGAAGUAAACUAUACCAAGGCGUCAAUUCAAGGGCAGAAACUCUUUCAAACUUCUCUUUGGAAGGCCACCAUGCUGGAGGACAAGAAGACCAAGGUGAAGAUCACUUUCUUGGUUAUCCUGGUUGGCAUCUCGUCCAUGUUGGCGGCGGUGGUGACGGACCACUGGGCAGUGCUGAGUCCAAGGGUGGAGCAGCUCAACACCACCUGCGAAGCGGCCCACUUUGGACUCUGGAGGCUGUGUAAAAAGAGCAUUUUCAUUGUGGAGGAAGACCCUCAGGGUAAAGGCUGUGGCCCUAUCAGCCUGCCAGGAGUCAAGAACUGCUCCUACUUCAAACACUUCACAUCAGGGGAAGAGGCUGAAGUUUUUGAAGUAAAGACUCAGAAAGAGUACAACAUCUCCGCUGCUGCCAUUGCCAUCUUCAGUUUGGCCUUCAUGACCCUGGGCAGUCUCUGCCUCCUGGGGGCUUUUGGGAAGGGCAGAGACUACCUGCUGAGACCGGCUGGCAUGUUCUUUGCUUUUGCAGGUCUGUGCAUCGUCAUCUCGGUGGAGAUCAUGAGGCAGUCGGUCAAACGCAUGAUUGACAGCGACGAGACCAUAUGGAUCGAGUACUACUAUUCGUGGUCCUUCGCUUGCGCCUGCGCCGCCUUCACCCUCCUCUUCCUCAGCGGCAUCAGCCUCCUCAUCAUCUCCAUGCCACACAUGCCCAGAAACCCCUGGGAGACCUGCAUGGACGCCGAACCAGAGCCCAUAGACUAGUGUAGCGUGACUGACACAGUAGUCACACUAGCAGAGCGAAUGAUAAUGAUGCAUUGCAUUUGUAGAUGAUGAUAGUGAUGCAUUAAUAAUUUUUAACUAAGCAUUGACAGAGACGUCAAAUUAUUUAAAGGGAUAGAUUUUACCAAACUUCUUUUUUCUAUUUAUUUGUAUAGAUUCGUUGAAAUUGUGCUCAGCAGAAGUCAGUCAGUCAUACAGGUUUCAAGUAAAUGAUUACAUUCAACUAUCCCAUUAAGGUCUAUGUGAAAUAUCUAACGUGAAUUUUGUAUGUUUUACAGCAUAUGGAAAUUAUUAUGCGCAUUCAUGCUUAUAUGCAAUAGACGACAGCUUGGAAUGUAUAUUUAGGGACUUGUUUUUAAUAUGUAAACUUUACAAUCUGUUAUUUAUCAAAUUUCUGCCAUUGAAUGUGAUGAUGGGUGACCAUCAAAGUAGAAGCAAUGCAUAUAUGUUGUACAACCAGUUUUGGCAAAUACAGAUUCAAUUUAUUAUAGUAGUGACAUUUUAAUAGUUUUUUUUUUUCAACAGCUUUCCUUUUUAACAGUUGCAUAUUGUAAUAGUAGUGAGAUGAAUCUAAUAACGUUACUAGUGCAGGUUUACUUCCCAGGUAUUUUAAGCUGUUAUAUUCUUUACACACAUUACACUUGGACUUCCUGCUUUUGAGCGAGGGAAUCUUAAAGAUCCGCCACGAGAAAGACUGUUAAAAGCCCACAAACAUUUUCUGUGUUGAUGUAUUUUGGACAGGACAUAUUGUAGUUCUCAGAAAGUUAGUAAGGACAUCAUUAAAACAGUCCCUGUGACAUCAGUGGUUCAACCUUAAUGUUAUGAAGCUACAAUACUACUUUUUGUGUGCAAAGAAAAUGAAAAAAAAAACUUCAUUCAACUUGUGUCUUCAACGGGCAUAAACGAGAGUACCAGGACGCUCAUUUUCUGUAUUUUUGUUAAUUUACUAAUGGUUUUGUUUUCUUUGCGCCAAAAAAGUAUUCUUGUAGCUUCGUAACAUAACAGUUGAACCACUGAUAACACAUGGGCUAUAUUAACAAUGUACUUACUACCUUACUUGUUUUUUUUUUAUAUACAUAUUACCAGUUAUAUUUUAUUUGAUCACUUUCCCCUUUAUUUUAUCUCCGCUUUUUAGGUAACCUUUUAUUGCAAAGCACUUUGGAUCAACAAUGGUUGUGUUAAUGUUGUGCUCUAUACAUAAACUGACUUGACUUCCUGAGCCUUGAACGUGGUAGUUUCAUUGCAGUCUAUGGUGGGUCAGAAAGCUCUGGGAUUUCAUCAAAAAUAUCACAGAUAUUAAUGACAGAAUUUUCAUUUUUGGGUCAACUAUCGCUUUAAGAUGUUGAAUAGUUAUAAAUGUUUAGGCUAUUGAUUAAAUGGUGAAAAGUAGCCAUUCUUUUAUAGACGAGCACUUUUGCGCUUUUCUUAUUUUUAUUUAAGAGAUGGAAGCUGAUGAUGAGGUUUACCGUAAAAGCAGCUAUUAAACUGCCGUUAACUUCGAAAGAAUAUAAUCUACAAUAUGAGGCUACAUUACCUACCGUAGACAAAAGAACAAAGAAUAACAAACACUCAGUUUCUGUAUAUUUGUUAAUUUACUAAUGGUAAUGUAGUUAUAUAGUAAAAAAUAUAUCAGUUUGCUUUAUUUCUAAUAGCUUCGUGCCUUUUGCCAGCACUAAUAACCAUUUCCUGAGCAUAAGUAAAUAUACAAUAGCUCUCAUAAUGGUUCACUUUUUAUAUCCUGAUCAGGUGAGCACAAACAAAACCUCUUUGUUGCUCAUUAAAACUGAGCAUUUUGAUAUCCAAUAACAAGUAAUAACAAGUGGACUCUUUUGUUCAUUUGGCAGCUUUCCAUGUAUUUGCAAACAAAAUAAAAAUGUAAAAUGUUCCGAUGUGCGAUUUCAUUGAACAUAAAAAGGUUUGAUAUUCACCCAUGUGCAGUUUUUAAGGAGAAGAAUAAAGCACACAAAUGUCA
Molecule: messenger RNA, 2844 nt
Organism: Carassius gibelio (silver crucian carp)
Lineage: Eukaryota; Metazoa; Chordata; Actinopteri; Cypriniformes; Cyprinidae
Product: voltage-dependent calcium channel gamma-1 subunit-like
Exons: 4
Coding region: 168-854 (228 amino acids)
Biological process (GO): regulation of calcium ion transmembrane transport via high voltage-gated calcium channel; calcium ion transmembrane transport
Cellular component (GO): membrane; L-type voltage-gated calcium channel complex
Molecular function (GO): voltage-gated calcium channel activity; calcium channel regulator activity
Source: RefSeq, a predicted model, not a curated record